Messenger RNA from Amorphotheca resinae ATCC 22711, 1017 nucleotides. RefSeq lists its product as hypothetical. The transcript has 4 exons. Lineage: Eukaryota; Fungi; Ascomycota; Leotiomycetes; Helotiales; Amorphothecaceae. Bases 36 to 866 code for a protein of 276 amino acids. The record is from RefSeq and is a predicted model, not a curated record. Gene Ontology annotation, molecular function: protein binding.
GAUCUAAACAUCCACAUCCACAUCCACUCUUGAAUAUGUCAACCCGCACCGAGAGAUUCCAGCGCCAGCCCCGCAGACCGCAGGAGAAGAAGGAUGAUUCCCCCGAAGAACCUGAAGAGGUGAUUAGGUUCUCUCCAGAGGAGGAAGCUGCGCUACUUAAUGACUCCAACGCGCGAAAGGCCACGGCAAAUGAGCUGUUUGCGAAAUCCUCUUACAAAGAUGCAAUAGAGACGUAUGAUGAAGCGCUCUCGACAUGCCCAAAUUACCUGGAUUACGAAAUCGCCGUGUUGAAGAGCAACAUUGCGGCGUGCCACCUGAAGCUUGAGGAUUGGAAGGAGGCUAUCAAGGCCGCCACUGCGGCUCUAGACGGUCUUGAUAGAUUGCAGGGAAGGACUGGGGAUGGGAAAGACAAGGGUAAAGAUGGCGCGAGUGUUGAGGAAGAGGCGGACGAGGAAAUCAUAAGUGCGGGUGCAGCGAAGGCGGAAGACACCUCUGAUCCUGGGAAGAGAGAAGCUGAUAUUGAGCGGAUACGGGCAAAGGCUCUCUUGAGGAGGGCUAGAGCUAGGAGUGAACAGGGCGGAUGGGCUUCUCUACAAGGCGCAGAGGAGGACUACAAGGCAUUAUCACAGAUGCAGAAUCUAUCUCCUGCAGAUAAAAAACUUGUCCAGCGACAGUUGGCGCUGCUUCCACCGAGGAUCAAAGCGGCUCAGGAGAAGGAGAUGGGAGAGAUGAUGGGCAAGUUGAAGCAGCUUGGAAAUGGUAUCCUGAAGCCUUUCGGGCUUUCAACUGAUAAUUUCCAAAUGGUUAAGGACGAGAAGACGGGUGGAUACAGCAUGAGUUUUAACCAGGGAGGGUCUUCUAGCUGAGCAUACCUAUAUAUGAUAUGGUAGAUAUAUCAACGGUUGAUCCCUCUCACUCAUACCAAGCCUAGUUAUAACUUAUACAUGAAUAGCCGGACAGGGUAGUGUUUCUUUCUUGUUCAUAUACAUUGCAGACAUGAAUAUGCCAAUUGUCCCC